GAGCUGCCAAGGAAGUCUGGUAACGGGUGUCUCACUGUUUCUGGUUCUAGUGGUCUCUGCUGUUCUGUUUUAGUUACUCUGGAAACGUGCUGCUGAAAUAUCCUUCAUGGGGUUUAACGUUUGACAGGCCAUUCCCAUUUACCCACGCGUUUUUCCAUUUGCUUUUCUCUUCCACUCUUUCCUGGGUGUUCUUCAUAUUCUUCAAAGUUCAUCUAUUCGGUCCUCGGAAAGAAAAGAAAAUAUUCAGUGCUUUUCCAUGGCUUCGUGUAGCAUAGGAGCUCCAAGCAUUAAAGUUCCAAAACUGAGCUUUGGAAAAGCAAGAGUUGAUAAUUUAAAACUGAAUAAUGUAAGAAUAUGGAUAAGGCAAAGACCACUGCAAUAUACUGCCCUGGUUAGACGCUCAGAAAAGGCAUUCAGCAUUGGUUGUGGUCCAACUUUGCAAACCCAGGCUACUACAAAUUUAGCAGAUGAUUCCGAAGAGAGUAAAAUGUCUGGUUUGAUUAGCCAGCUCAUUCCAAAUUCAUCUGGGGUGGAAUCUCUCGUAAGAGAUAUAUGCGAUACGACUUCAGUUGCAGAGUUUGAACUAAAACUUGGUGGAUUCCGGCUAUAUAUAAUGAGGGACUUAGCUGAAAAAAGCGAACCUCCACCUGCCAUACCAAGUCCCCCUCCUGUCAGUGUUAGCACCAGUAAAACUGUUGAAGCACCUGACUCAAAUGGGUCUGUUUCUACACCUACUUUAGCUAUCACCAAACCACUAUCGUCUUCUGGGAGAAUCCAAUUGUUACUUGAUAAAGCUGCCGAUGAAGGCUUGGUGAUACUUCAGUCUCCAAAGGUCGGUUUUUUCAGGAGAUCUCGAACCAUCAAGGGGAAGCGUGCUCCGCCAUCAUGUAAUGAGAAACAAACAGUGAAGGAGGGCCAAGUGCUUUGCUACAUUGAACAACUAGGUGGUGAAAUUCCAAUUGAGUCUGACGUAUCUGGGGAGGUCACCAAAAUUCUAAGAGAGGAUGGUGAUCCAGUAGGAUAUGGUGACGCACUUAUUGCACUUCUCCCUUCUUUCCCCGGGAUAAAGAAGCUCCAGUAGAUGUUAUGGUUGUGCUUAUAGUUUGAGACAGAUGUAUGCUCUGUGUUAUUAACCAUUAUUACUGGAAUGAAUACACAUGCCUCCGGCAUUGCAGAACAUGAGGCUUCUAUGCAAAUUUAGUGUUGAUGAAAAUUCAUAUUCUUGGAACUGCUUCUUCGAAGUAAUUGGAAAUUGCAACUCGUGAACAUCUUUGAGAAUCUACUUCUGGAUUUUCACUGUAUUUUUUUUUUGGUUUUUUUAAAAAAUUUCGACGGCAGAUAGACUAGUCCAAUCUCCAGGUUGAGGUGCAGUUGUGCAGUUUUUCCACUUAGCUUACAUUUUGGAUAGCACUAACAAGGGGCUGCAGGUUGCAGGUGUUUGAAUCCAAGAUCUCUUAUUUUCGAGACGAACGAAUUAAUCGGUUGAAAUGUUUGAGGUGAACAAAGUAAUCGAUUGAAGCAACCUAUCCUCAACGAAUUUCCACUUUUGAAUUCAUGACAGUGCAGUGGUUGGAUUUUAACUUAGGACUUGUAUUGUUUGUACGUAUGAUAUAUUAUAGGUAAUAAGAAAUUGCUUGCUUUACAGUGAAUACCAUUGCUGGGAAGCAAAAAUGUGUUAUGUGCUUAAAAUGACAUGGUGUGGCCUGUUGGCGCGAUAUUUGUGG
Messenger RNA from Theobroma umbraticum, 1724 nucleotides. RefSeq lists its product as uncharacterized. The record is from RefSeq and is a predicted model, not a curated record. Lineage: Eukaryota; Viridiplantae; Streptophyta; Magnoliopsida; Malvales; Malvaceae.